This is a messenger RNA of Hemibagrus wyckioides, 1405 nucleotides long. It is a transcript of the gene mis12, whose product is annotated as MIS12 kinetochore complex component. The transcript is spliced from 2 exons. The record is from RefSeq and is a predicted model, not a curated record. Gene Ontology annotation, biological process: kinetochore assembly; mitotic sister chromatid segregation; protein localization to kinetochore. Lineage: Eukaryota; Metazoa; Chordata; Actinopteri; Siluriformes; Bagridae. Gene Ontology annotation, cellular component: nucleus; chromosome, centromeric region. The coding region runs from base 218 to 871 and encodes 217 amino acids.
CUGAAGAAUGGUAUUUUCCUAUUGGUGCUCAGCAAUAUGGAAAUUUUUCAUGUUUUAUUUUUUAUUUUUUCAUUUACAUUUUAAUAUCGAGAAAUUACGUUUUUAGUCGAGACACAGGAAAGGAGCAGAUCCUGGCCAUCAGAGGGCAGUACAGUGACGUCACCGCGUCAUCCUCGAGGCCUCGAAGAAAAACGUUUGGCGCGCGAGCUUUGGAAAAAUGGCGGAGGACCGUGAAGCAAACUUGGGAUCCUCGGAUUCCCUCAAACUGUACGAGGCACAGUUCUUCGGCUUCACCCCUCAGACCUGCAUGAUGCGGAUGAACAGCGCCUUCCAGGACUGUCUGUACGAGAUGCUUGUAGUCGUCGAGUCCGUGUUUGUCCGUAAACUGUCGCAGGGCAAAGAUCCUCCUGAAGAGCUUUGCGUAAAGACUCGAGAGUGCACGCAGAAACUGCUGCAGUUCCUGCAGGAACGCUUCCUGAAGCUGUCCAGUCGCAUGGAAGGUCUGUUGGUGAACAGCGUGCUUUCAGUGCCGGAAAACAUCCUUCUGCCCGAAGACGAAUCGCACCGCAAAUACCCGGAGAGCAGAGAACAGCUUUUAAAGCUGGAGGCUUCGAUCGCAGAGCUGCAAAAGUCUUACGAGGCAGAGGUGUGCGCAAAACAAGCUCUCUUGGCUGAGCUGGCUGAGCAGAAGGAAACUCGGGAGCAGCUGGACGAGGUGCUGCAGUGGAUCGACGAGCUGCGCUUAUCCUGGAGGAAAGAGGGAAUGGGAAAUGUUCGAGACAGCUUCCAGAAUAUGAUUGAGACUGUGAACCAGCUGCAGGGUGAGAUGGGGAAAAUCCGGAAGAAGAGCAAACCCCUAGAUGAAGUGUGAUCAUCCUGUGCCUUCAUUGAUGAUUUUUUUUUUCCCAGUUGCACACCAGUGGUGCUCGUUUGUGCAAGGCUGGUCCAUCCACAAGGGGGCGGCAGUGCACAGUCUGAUUAAGCCACCUUGUUGAUCCGCCAAAUGUGCUCUUCUCAGCAAGGCCUCGCAUCUAAAACCCUGGGGUUCCUUCUUUGACAUUUGAAAUGCAGUCACCCCAAAUCCCCCCUUUUCCAUCAAAUCUAUUGUCUAUACCAUGCCAAGGCCAGGUUCAUGUGUAUUCUCUUCUUUUUUUUUUCCUUCAGUGCAAUGAGAUCAAACUGAAUUUCUUAUAAGCCCAAGCCUGUGUGCUUUCUUCCUUGUUCACAGCAGGAGGCCUGUAGACCUAAUUCAGGGUCUGUGCUUUUACAUGGUGCAUUGUGCCCCAUGAUUGUAGAUACUGUUAUUGGAUGAUUUUUUUUUGUUAAGCACUUUAGCUUUGAACAAAACCUUUAAAAAAAUGAUUUCAGUUUCUUUUGUCUUGUUGUAAACACAAUAAAAGUCUGU